AUGGAUACCGGUGGCCAUCCAGGCGUUCGUAGCCUGCUCGCCAAGUUCGAAACCCAACAGGCCAACACCACCUCUCCGCCCUCUCGCGGUAGAUCCCCCGUUGGUUCCGAUACCCCUGGCUCGACUAGGCCCUUGUCCAAGGUGCGCGCCAGCUUUAUUGCGGUCGACGGCGCCGUGCAGUCAAGUCCUGUCUCAAGCCUGCGGAGAAGUGCCAGCACGCGGAGUGAUAGCCCGGCUGCUCCCGUGCGCAUGCGCAGCUUCAACUCCGAUGAGAUGGAAGACCCUGUGAAGACUCCCCUGGCGUCCACUCCACCAGGCAAUGGCAUCGACGCGACCUCCAACGCUAAGACUUCACCGAAGCCCGAAGAACCCGUUAAAUCGCUGCAGUCGCCUAUACGCGUGACCAAGGAAGCCUCGCCAACCGCGAAGGAAAACAAGUCCCCAACGCCCGCGCCAGCAAAAACCGCCACUGCAACUCCGAAGGAAAAGGCGCCUCCCGCGCCUGCCCCUAAGCCCUCGCCGGUGAAGCCGAAGACUGUAGCCAACAACAUGGCGACCAAACCAGAAAACUCCGCGAAACCGGUCCGCUCCGCGAAGCCGGCUGCUGGCGCUACGGCUAAGGAACCAGCCCGUAAGCCAAGCCGCGCAGCUCUGAACACCGCAUCCAAACCUACCACGCGACCGCCUCGCGCUUCAAUGCCUGCUACGAACGCCACUAAAUCAGCGCGUCUUCCAUCGUCGGCGACCACGCCUAGCUUGUCCUCAACGGCUAAAUCUGGUACCAACGCGGCCAAAUCUGGUACCAACGGACCGACCCGCAAGCCUCCUGUCCAAUCACGGACCAACAACUCCACGUCUUCUACUACUCGUAAGCCCUCUGCUCUCGCUUCCGUGGCAAACGAGCGUCCCAGCUCCCGUACGAGCAACAAGCCUGUGGACGAGGGCUUCUUGGCGCGCAUGAUGCGUCCUACUGCUAGCUCCGCGCGUAAGGUACAUGACAAGGUGGAGCCCAAGAACCCAUCGGGAACCAAAACCACACGGACUGCAUCGAAGCCCGUCCCUAAGCCCACUUCCCGUUCUACCAAAUCCAAGGCACAGACCUCUGCGGCGUCAGCACACUCCAAGGAAGAGUCUGUGGAGGUUCAUUCGCCGGAGGCCUCUACUCAGGGUGACGUCCCGGUGAAGACUACCACGCCUACCUCCUCUCUUGCAUGCUAUCCCUUCGGUCCCUGA
Aspergillus terreus NIH2624 is the source of this 1233-nucleotide messenger RNA. RefSeq lists its product as uncharacterized. The transcript is spliced from 2 exons. Lineage: Eukaryota; Fungi; Ascomycota; Eurotiomycetes; Eurotiales; Aspergillaceae. The coding region runs from base 1 to 1233 and encodes 410 amino acids. The record is from RefSeq and is a predicted model, not a curated record.